AGAAAAAAAAACACCGCUGCCCGCUACCGCUGCAGUUAUGACCGUCGCUGUGUUGACACGUGGAAUGAAAGGCAUCCUGAUAUUUUCAGUUGUGGUCAUAGUUGGUUUCACUUUAUACAACCCGGUGAUCAUCACGAAGAAGAAAGUAGAGAUCCUGUCGUACCUCGACAAGUUCAUGUGGCGUUCCAAGGUUCCGCCAGCUGCAAUAAAUUCCAGUAACGUGACUCAGGCUGAGGCGCGCAUUGAUCAGCCCAGAGCAGAGCCAACUCCAGGCCCCUGCCAUCCCAACCUGGCUUACAACAGUCUGACCUCCAAGCUCAAGCCAAUCUACAAGGACUUCAUGAUGUACCGACACUGCAGGGAGUUCCCGCUCCUGUGCAGGGCUGCCAGCUGUGAUGGAGAACACACCUUCCUGCUAUUGGCAAUUAAGUCGCUGGCAGAGCAUGCAGACCGGCGGGCAUCUAUCCGCAGCACAUGGGGGCAGGAGCGGAUUGUUGGAGGGGCAGUGGUGCGCCGCGUCUUUCUCCUGGGCCUCACAGAGAGUCAGAUCCGCUCUCAGGCUGUGCAGGCCUUGGUUGACCAUGAGAGCAAGCAAUACAACGACAUCAUCCAAUGGGGCUUUCGUGAGUCCUUCUUCAAUGUCACACUGAAGGAGACCCUUUUCUGGAAGUGGUUCUCCCAGGACUGCCGGUCCGUGAAGUUUGUCUUCAAGGGUGACGACGAUGUGUUUGUUAACGUGGACAAUGUUGUGGAAUAUUUAAAGGAAUACAAUCCUUCCCAUGAUCUUUAUGUCGGGGAUGUCUUCCAAAACUGGUACCCGACAAGAGCAGAGCAUAGCAAGUACUUCAUCCCACUUUUUCUAUACGGCCAAAAACCUUACCCUCCCUAUGCUGGCGGGGGUGGUUACCUGUUGUCUGGAACGUCAAUCUUCAAACUACACAAGGCCGCUGAGGAUGAGGAGCUCUUUCCCAUUGAUGAUGCUUUUGUGGGAAUAUGUGCACAGAGGGCCAAAAUUGAAGUGAUUGCUCACAGGGGCUUCCGUACUUAUGGGAAUAUUCCAUACGACCCAUGCAUUUACCGAGGAUUAAUGGUUGUUCACCGAGUGAUGCCCAAUGAAUUAUGGUUGAUCUGGAGCUUGCUAAAGAUUAACAGGAAGCCGUGCAGUCAGUUUACAAGAGUUUCAGUUAAACCAUGAAGAAAUGGCUCUAUCUGUGCCAUUAACUAUCUGAAAGCAAUACCCAAUCCUUUGGAUUCAAGCAGAAGACAUUAAAGACAAUUCAAAGUUCUGCUGUUCUCUGAAUCCUUCCCACACACCACUGAAAUGUUCUGAAUGUUGAUCUUGCUGAGGAUAGCUAAUUGGACACCAAUCAGCAACUCUGGGAAUGUGUAGCCCAAGGCCUGACACUUGGCAUUUGUCUUUUGGGGCAAGAUGCACACCUGUCAGCUCUAGCUGCCCUGUUUGUCAAAGAGCAAAGGAUCCCUCCUGGUAUCUUGGCCAAUGCUAAUCCCUCACUCAACAGGAUUUCAACAGGUUAUUUGGUACUGCUUUUAACAUCUCCUUGCUGUGAGCAAUUUCUCAAGAUUACAGGAGGCACUACACUUCCUGCGGCUGUGUGCGGGCACUCAGAGAUUGUGAAAGGAUGUCCUCAUGUUCUUUCUAAUUAACUUCUAAAACUAAACAUCGGCGCCAUUAUACUUGUUGAGAUCCUGAGGUUUUUUUUUAAAUAAUCACGUUGUAUUACCUCAGAAAUUUUGAAGGGUUGUUCUCCUCCACUAUUUCCCAUGGGAUCUGAGCAUCGCUGACGUGUCUAGUAGUUCCCCUUGAAUGGCUUCCUCAGCCUUUGCAGAAGGCAGUUAAGAUUCAGCCACAUUGGUGUGGGUUUGGAGUCACGUUCAGACCAGGCUGAGAAAGUAUGGCAGAUUUCCUCCUCCAAAGGGAACCAAAUGCAUUCUAACAAAAAUUGACAGCAUUUUAUUCCGGAAGGAUGUUGCAACACCAGGAGGCUGGUAGAUAUAUGGAAAGUGCUACCUGAGAGGGUAGUGGAGGCAGUACUCUUACAACAUUUAAGAAGCAUCUGGAUGAGAACUUAAAAUGCAAGGGCAUAGGAGCUAUGGCCCAAGUGCAGGUAAAUGGGAUUGGUAUCGUUUGGAAGUAGAGUGAAGAACUGCAGACAAUGGAGAUCUGAAACAAAAACAGAAAUUGUUGGCGAAACUCAGCAGGUCCGGCAGCAUCCGUGGGAAGAAAACAGAGUUAAUGUCUUGAUUCCGGCGACUCUAUGUCAGAACUGCUGAAUCCAGGACUACUGAGUUUUUGCCAGAAGUUUCUGUUUUUGUUAGUGCAGUUUAGUGUUUAUUGAUCGGCAUAGACAGGGUAGGCCGAAAGGCCUGUUUCUAGACUCCAUGACUCGCUGACACAUUUCAAUAAGGCUUUUGCACAUCCCUUUCACAUCACACUGAAGGAGAUGAUUUUCUGUAAGUGGUUUACAGGCAUUGUAUAUGUGAGCUUUCAAAAUGUAUCUGAUAAAACACUGCACAACAGAUUUUCUCUCAAAGUAGAAACACAUGGGAUUAAAGGGAUGUUGCUAAUCCGGGAAUAUACAGUAGUAAGCGAAGUGUUAGGUAACAGUCACAGUGAGGUGGAGACAGUGGGAUUCCAAGGCAUAGGUUCAGGGUGAGAGGGGAAAGAUAUAAAAGAGACCUAAGAGGGAACUUUUUCACACAGA
Messenger RNA from Chiloscyllium plagiosum (whitespotted bambooshark), 2723 nucleotides. The record is from RefSeq and is a predicted model, not a curated record. NCBI's taxonomy places the organism in Eukaryota, Metazoa, Chordata, Chondrichthyes, Orectolobiformes, Hemiscylliidae.